GUUUGUGAAUCGAAUGAUCGAAAUAUCGUUUUUUGGGACAGGACUGAGGACAGUGUUUUUUUGUGUCCCGUUGUUCGCUCACCGGAAAUAGUUUUAAUUGCUUUGUUAAUAGUUUGACAGUCUUAAAUCGGUUCGUGAUAUUGUCUCGAAUCGACGAUACGAACACUCUUUUGCAAGGCGCGUGCAACUUCCUGUAUUUGCACUACCUAGCAUCGCUUUCAUUGUCCUGUAAAUACUGUGUAUUUCAGUAUGGAAGGAGGAGGAGUGUUGACCGCGGAACGCAGUCCAGCCCGUGCUAAUUUGCACGUUGCUUUUACUGAGAAAGGGGAAGUAAAAGAACGACGAGAAAAGUUUCUCACUGCCAAGUACGGGUCACAUCAAAUGUCUCUUAUUAGGAAGAGACUCGCUGUUGAAAUGUGGCUAUUUGAUGAGCUGCAAAAGCUGUAUGAGACAGUGAAUGAAACUGGAAAAGGCCGAGAAGUCGACGUUGACAUCGAUGAAAUUUUGGAUAUGGAUAACGAUGAUGUUAGACGAAGUUUCUUGCAAGAACUGCUCGCUGAUGCGAAGAAACCGCCUCACGAUGUAAAAAAAUUCAUUAACGAUCUGCUCGAGAAAGCAAAGACUCUGUGAGGAGUUAGGAUCGACUAUGGGACCUUCGUAACGAAUCAAACAAUUUGCGCACUUUUCAAACAUCAUGGCCUUUCAAUCAAGUCUUGAGUCUGGGCGCUCAAAACGCGCCAAUGAAACCAUAUGGAUAUUACAAAUAAUUGAGCCAACUUCGUUGAGAAAAGGAUACCUAACCGUGCUAAAGAAUAAGUAUGAGUGAUUUGACAAAGUUUUAUUUGAGUACGCAUUGUUUCAUAUUGAAAACAAAGGUCAGUACUUGUAGCGAAUCAUCGAAGUAUUUAAUGAUGUUUUUAGAAAUAAUGUCUGUGCGCAUCGCGCAAUAAAGACCGAAGCAA
Messenger RNA from Belonocnema kinseyi, 962 nucleotides. Its product is annotated as protein phosphatase 1 regulatory subunit 14B. The record is from RefSeq and is a predicted model, not a curated record. Bases 250 to 630 code for a protein of 126 amino acids. Gene Ontology annotation, biological process: regulation of phosphorylation. Gene Ontology annotation, molecular function: protein serine/threonine phosphatase inhibitor activity. The transcript has 5 exons. Gene Ontology annotation, cellular component: cytoplasm. Lineage: Eukaryota; Metazoa; Arthropoda; Insecta; Hymenoptera; Cynipidae.